AUGCAAUCUGUCCCCUCUCAGCUGUUCGCUGCAAUGAACUUGAGGACACCUAUCAAUCGCUUUCCUGACGAAAUCCUCCUCAUGAUCUUCCGCUGGGUGACCUACGAUGAUCUACACGAUGGUCCCUCCUUCUGCCUCAAGCAUGCAAGCAAAGACUUCCGACUCGCGCAGCUCAACUUGCAGCCUCUCCUCGCCCUCACAUUCAUAUGCAAGCGAUGGCGCUCUGUCGCCAUCUCAUCCCCUCAUUUGUGGACUCGAUUCGACUUGACCUAUAAUACCACUCGUGCGAAGAUGUUCAUGGCCAGGUCCCAAUCUCUUGCUCUCUCUCUCCACCUCAACGGCUUCACUCCUGCUCCGGAAAAUAUCACCACCCUCUCCAAGCGCCUGCGGCGGCUCGAUGCGGCUGUUCCUGGACUACUGCAAUCAAAAUCAAAUCCGCCUCUCUGGCUUACUUCGCAGGAGAUGCCCCAGUUGCAAGUCCUCAACCUGUUCAUUGAAUCCCCCUACGACAGAACUCUUGAGCCUGCUCAAGACCCACAAUUCUUCAUCCUUCUCAAGAAGCCCGUACUUGCGUCCCUCAAAGCGCUUUCUCUGGCAGAGCUGACAUUCUGGUAUCCGGCCAACAAGUUCCCAACCUCACGCAUCUCUCUCUUGGUGUCUGAGGGCACCAGAGCGUCGGAUCCCGCCUGCACUGGACUUCCUUCAUUCUGGCUUGACGGAACAAGCGGGGAGAUAGUAGACUCUCAUAAUUCCUUCUUGGGUGACUUCCGCGAAACGCUCGCCUCUACGCGACUCGUCGAACUCUCGCUCGAAGUGUUUGAUUUUGGCGUCGCACAAGUCACCGCGCUGCUCAGGGACAUGUCCCCCCUCGCUUCGCUCGUUCUACGUCUCCUCCCAUAUUCGGAUUGCACUGGCUUCCACCUAGGAGAUUUGGGUUUCGAGGUAUACAUAUACCCACAGGUGUUCCUCCGGGCCCUCCACUCCCUCGCAGACACCCUUGCCCCCGCCGCGCCCACCCCCGACCGCACCGCACCCCGCUUCGUCGCAUGCCCGUCCCUGCGUACCCUCAAGAUCGGCUCCUCCUUCCAUCCCGACUACCCCUGUCGCGGGGCACGCUGCGCUCCGAGCUGUCCGGAGGACCGCAGCGGCUACCUCCCAGCGGUUGCGCGCGCGUUCAGACGUCUGUCCGAAGCGCGGGGCCGCACGCUCGACUGCCUCGCGAUUCAGCCCGUUCUGGCCGUGGCGACGGCAGACGCGGAGGGCGUAGAGCGGGAGAAGGCGCGGGCGUGGGCGGCGUUCCAGGACGAGGGAGUGCCGGCGCUGGCGCCCGGGUUCGUGGUACUGGCACCAGGGGAGGCGCUGUUCCCGGAAGUCCCAGACCCGGAGGAGUGGAGGGUGGAUGGGGAGGAUAUGUAUUGGGAUGUUGGAGAUAGCAAGGCUAGCGUAGAUCACCCGCUCUUUUUCCCGUAG
Molecule: messenger RNA, 1470 nt
Organism: Epithele typhae
Lineage: Eukaryota; Fungi; Basidiomycota; Agaricomycetes; Polyporales; Epitheliaceae
Exons: 2
Coding region: 1-1470 (489 amino acids)
Molecular function (GO): protein binding
Source: RefSeq, a predicted model, not a curated record